AUGGAUCACAGUUCGGUGGGGAUGACACCGCCACCGACGGCCCGGCCGAGGGGGCCCGCAGCCACUUCCGGAGUGCAGAAUGACGCAGCCACUUCUGGAGUGCAGGAUGACGAUGCCACUACAGUCUCCUCCACCGGAGACCUCGUGACGCUCUCUGAGCAGGCGGCCACUCCAGGGUCGGGUGCCCACGCCUCGCCAUAUUCCUUCUUGCGCAUGCACACCGUGCUCUCCCAUGGCAUCAAGUCCGGGCAGCGAUGGCGUCGACCUUGUCCCUACGACAUGUCGCAAGCUCGUCACGCCCUGGUCGACGAAAUGGAAAUCUUAACAGCGACAUUUACUGAGGUGAACAUCGAAGUCCUGGACCUCUGGACUGCCCUGGAUUCGAGUCGACGGGCCUUGGAUACGGCACACGCUGAACGGGAUGGGACCAACGUCUUGCUACAAGAGGCUCAAGAGUUGCUCCGAACCUUAGAGCAAGGGCAACACGACCUCGGGGAGCAGCGUGAACAAGCCCAGGCCAGGCUGAACGACCAGCAAGCAAAACUCCGCGACCUGGCGAGCCGGUUGACGGUCCAAACGGAAAAGGCCACCGAGCUGGGGAGACAAGUACAAGAGGCGGACCAGGCCUUGGAAAUCAUGACCGCCGAGGUGAACGACCCUCGGGACUACACGGCGCAUUCAGCCAGGUUAGUCGCCGGGAAGGAAGGGGAUGUCAAGCUGGCGCUUCAAAACAAGUUGUUGGUGGUUGCCGAGAUGUCGGACCUUCGCCGCAGCCUCGAGGCCGAGAGGGAAAACUCCGAAAAGGCGCGUCAGGAUCGGGACCAGGCGCUUACCACGGCGAGAGAAUUUCAGGAACAACUCAGAGUCGCCCAAGACCGCAUCGCGCAACUCGAAGCGCAACCUCUCCGUUUUUCCGCUAGCAACCCGGCUUGGGACAUUCUUCUGGCCGAGAACCAAGACCUCCGGGAGGCGGCCACGACCUCCGGAAACAAGAUCCUCCGGAGCCAAACCGAGACCUUCCAGGCCGACGCAUUGCAAGAGUUGGGGGCCCUGGAGUCCCGAGCCAGCCACGAUCUCGAGGAGAAGCUUCAGGCGUUCCAAGAGAGCGAGCGGACAUCGGCCAGAGCCUUGUUGAAUGCCAACGAGCACUUCAAGACGCCGUCCCAGGCGUGGACCUUGAGUGAUCCGGAUCGCUUCAAGUCCUGCAACGAGAGCGUAGGCAUCUUUCCCACCAAGGCCGCGCGCGGAUUGACGGGGCCCCUGUUUGGGCGAGUCCGGGGCCCAAUGUUCAGUGCUUGGGUGAACACGGCCCUCCCGGUCAUGAAGGAUGCGCUGAAGGAGGCUUCCACGCCGUCGUCGGGAGUCCUGGGGGCGGUCGUUGUCGAGGCCCCUCCGAGCUCGGGGGCUAAGGGUUCGACCCUCCCAGGACAGGCGGGAGCCAAGGCGCCCGAGGACGUCCCGGGAAACGAAACGUCUCUCGUGUCCACGCUGCUCUUCCCUUACCAUCCGCGGACCCGAAUCUACCCCGAGACGUUGAUGCGACCUAUAUGGCCAUGGCGACAUCGAAGCCGUGGGAACAGAACAACUGAGGACUUCUGGGAAAAUCAUGCCCUCGCGCACUGGAACCGUCGUUUCAUGCGGGGGUCGGCCGAAGUAAAUGCCAAAGUUGAGGCGGCCAUGGGUCCAUUGGUGGGCAUUAUCGGAUGCAUGUACAGCAUCGUUCGGCGCCAAGGGACCGACUUGUUGCGCUUCUUUUGUUACCCCCAUUCGUUUUGGCCGGACUUCCUUCGCGGCGGGUUCUCUUUGAAGAUGAUGGCCUCGGUCCAGGGUGCUCGAGCCGUGCAGGAAUACCUGUCGUCUCAAGGCUCGGAAUUUUGGCCGGAGGUCCCGUCCACUUCUCGCACCGAGCCGUUCGAUCCCCCUUUCAUGGCCACUCUAGCCUUCCUCAAGGGUCGCUCGCUCAAGAAGUUUUGGUUGAAGAAGUUUGACCCCUUGAAUCCGGCGAGAGUGUCGAAAGUGUUGGCGUGGUUGUAUGCCCAGGCCGAAGAGUACUGA
This is a messenger RNA of Aphanomyces astaci, 2055 nucleotides long. RefSeq lists its product as hypothetical. Lineage: Eukaryota; Oomycota; Saprolegniomycetes; Saprolegniales; Verrucalvaceae. The transcript has 7 exons. The coding region runs from base 1 to 2055 and encodes 684 amino acids. The record is from RefSeq and is a predicted model, not a curated record.